CCAUUUGUCAUUCUCUUGUUUUAGUGGUAUUUAACUAAAGCCCCCUGGAACAGUCUCUUCACUUCCAUCCCUCUCUUCUCUUUUCUUUUAUCUCUUUUUGCCUUCCCUUUUCCUUUCCCUUCUCCCCACCAGAGGAAAUAAUGGACUCAGCACAUGAAACUUUGACACUCUCAUUCAUCUUGCUUCUGAUGCUGCUUGGUUUUGCAAGCUCUGAUGUCAACCAAGACAAAACAGAAUGUGCUAAUCAGCUAGUCGGGCUUGCUUCAUGUCUCCCAUAUGUUGGCGGGCAGUCGAAAACCCCCACCAUAGAUUGUUGCAGUGGGCUCAAACAGGUGCUGGAUAAGAGCAGGAAGUGCCUCUGUGUCUUGAUUAAAGAUAGAGAUGACCCCAGCCUGGGCCUCAAGAUCAACGCUACUCUUGCAGCAACCCUUCCUAGCACAUGUCAUGCACCUGUUAACAUGACAGAGUGCAUCUCCCUUCUGCACUUGGCACCUAACUCCCAAGAGGCAAAGGCAUUUGAAGGAUAUGAAAAGCUGACAGAGGGGCAUGCCAAUACCCCAGCUGCCAACGGGAACUCCACCAGCAGUGCAUCAACUGCUGCAGAGAAAAGUGAUGGAGGAAAGGGAAAGAGAUGGGUGGGAGUAGAGAUGGCCUUUGGUGUUUCCUUAUGGAUUUUCACUCUACAUCAAAGCUUUGGUGUGUGAUGGAAUUUACAGCUACUGUUAUUACUGUAUCCAUAUAAACACUGGACCAUCAACAUGAGUGAUGUGUUGUAUAAUCUCUUUCUUUCUCUGUCUUUGUGUUGUAUUUUUGCAAUUACUUUUUUUCCAACUGUAAUGGAAAUCAAGGGGACCCACGUGGAUAAAUUGGUUUGGUUGGGAACAGAUCUCAAUCAAAUUCAGCUACUUAAAUUCCAAUUAAUAUGACAGUGUGAUGGGUCCAUCGGACGUUUAACUUGA
Molecule: messenger RNA, 959 nt
Organism: Theobroma cacao (cacao)
Lineage: Eukaryota; Viridiplantae; Streptophyta; Magnoliopsida; Malvales; Malvaceae
Product: Bifunctional inhibitor/lipid-transfer protein/seed storage 2S albumin superfamily protein
Biological process (GO): lipid transport
Molecular function (GO): lipid binding
Source: RefSeq, a predicted model, not a curated record